AUGAUUUUGGAUUGUGGAUUUGAUGUGAAAUUACCCACUUUGCUAUAUUUCCACAACUUCGCUUUUCGAGACAUUGCGGCUUCGCAAACGCCUUACUUAAGUUUUAUAGGAUCUUGGAAGGCGCGACGAUUUGGAGAUUUUAGCCGCAAAAAUCCCGCUCAUUUCCAAUAUUCGAUUCCAGAUCGUGCUGCCGUACAAGCAGCCAAACAAGCCGCUCGAGCAGCUGGCCGGAUUCAGUUUCUUUUCGAGACACCCAAACAGUUUGCCAAUUUACUUAUUGUAAGAUAUUAUUCAGAUCAGCUGAUUAUUUUGCAGGUUCGUGAAGAGAAAGGUUUUCGCAUGAAUGAACAUUGGGAUUGGGAAGAUGAGGAAUCGUUAUCAAACACGACAAAUACAGUGACUAGUUAUUCAGAACGUGAACUGAGGGCUAAGAAAGAUUGA
This is a messenger RNA of Strongylus vulgaris, 441 nucleotides long. Lineage: Eukaryota; Metazoa; Nematoda; Chromadorea; Rhabditida; Strongylidae. The record is from the annotation of a GenBank genome assembly.